AUGCCCACUUUUGACGAAUUCAAGACCGAGGGCAACCGUGCAUUUGCUGCUGGAGAGUACAAACGUGCUGCCAAGAUAUAUCGUGAUGCCAUUUCCCAACACGGAAAUCAUGCUGUGCUUUACUCUAAUAGGGCUCAGUGCUUCCUAAAUUUGAAAAACUGGGAUAGAGCAUAUAAAGACGCAGAAGCUGGGCUU
Metschnikowia bicuspidata var. bicuspidata NRRL YB-4993 is the source of this 195-nucleotide messenger RNA. RefSeq lists its product as uncharacterized. The record is from RefSeq and is a predicted model, not a curated record. The annotation marks the transcript as partial. The transcript has a single exon. Lineage: Eukaryota; Fungi; Ascomycota; Pichiomycetes; Serinales; Metschnikowiaceae. Gene Ontology annotation, molecular function: Hsp90 protein binding.